Sclerotinia sclerotiorum 1980 UF-70 is the source of this 1839-nucleotide messenger RNA. RefSeq lists its product as hypothetical. Bases 1 to 1839 code for a protein of 612 amino acids. The transcript has 4 exons. NCBI's taxonomy places the organism in Eukaryota, Fungi, Ascomycota, Leotiomycetes, Helotiales, Sclerotiniaceae. Gene Ontology annotation, biological process: protein phosphorylation. The record is from RefSeq and is a predicted model, not a curated record. Gene Ontology annotation, molecular function: protein kinase activity; ATP binding.
AUGUCUUCCAUUUCGCAGGCUAUUAAAAACGCCCUCCAUCGUGGCAAGGGAGGUGCGAAGGCCAAUGAAGAAAACACCAAGAAAGCUUCGCCUGUGGCCCCAACAGUCGCUCAACAUUAUGCUACCAAAUCAGAUCCGAACGUAAUGGCCCAUCAAGCACAUCAAGUACCGGGAGGAGAUGCAUACUCAGCUGCGAAUGAGGACAAUAGACAUAGAGGAGUACAGGCUGCAAAUCAAGCAGCACACGCAGCAGGACAACACCAAAAUGCCGGGACCAGAGGAGUCAAUGAAGAAUUGGCAAGAAUAGUGGCAGAAGAAAAUGAGAACAAAAACAAAUUACCAAGAUACCCGGGGCUCGAGCGAUGGCAACUCCUGGAGAAAAUGGGUGAUGGAGCAUUCAGCAAUGUCUACAAGGCCAGGGACCUGGAAGGGAGAGUUGGAGACGUGGCAAUCAAAGUUGUCCGAAAAUUUGAGAUGAACUCUAGUCAGAGGGCAAAUAUUCUCAAGGAAGUUCAAAUCAUGCGAGGUUUAGAUCAUCCUAAUAUCAUCAAACUGAUCGAAUUUUCCGAAUCCAGACAAUACUAUUACCUUGUGUUGGAGUUGGCACAGGGUGGAGAACUAUUCCAUCAAAUUGUUCGACUCACUUAUUUCAGUGAGAAAUUAUCAAGACACGUUAUUACUCAAGUUGCCGAAGCAUUACUUUACCUUCACGAAGUGCAGGGUGUUGUCCACAGAGAUAUCAAACCGGAAAACAUUUUAUUCGAACCAAUACCAUUUAUUCCAACCAAAAAUCCAAAGCCAAGAUCUGCUGAAGAUGAGGAUAAGGUUGAUGAGGGUGAAUUCACCCUUGGCUUGGGAUCCGGUGGGAUUGGAAGAAUCAAGAUUGCCGAUUUUGGUUUGAGUAAGGUCGUAUGGGAUAGUCAAACCAUGACCCCAUGUGGUACCGUCGGAUAUACCGCUCCAGAAAUUGUCAGGGAUGAACGAUAUUCGAAAAGUGUCGACAUGUGGGCAUUGGGUUGCGUUCUUUAUACCUUGCUCUGCGGCUUCCCACCAUUUUACGAUGAAAGUAUUCAAGUCUUGACUGAAAAGGUGGCCAGAGGUCAAUACACAUUUCUCUCCCCAUGGUGGGAUGACAUCUCGAAGUCUGCGCAGGACCUUGUCUCACAUUUAUUAACUGUGGACCCCAAGAAGAGAUAUACAAUUGAAGAAUUUCUCCGACAUCCGUGGAUUCGAGGUACCGAUCAACCUACAUACGCGGCGCUUGACGCCCCCCCAAAUGCUACUCCAUCUGUUGAACGUCAACUCAACUUGGGUGGUGGCUUACGAGCCUUCAACCCCGAUCUUUUGGAGUCCCCUGGUGCUGGCAAACGUAUGGAUUUCCGUAGCCCUGGUGCUGUCAACUUACGUGAGGUAUUCGACGUUGGUUAUGCUGUUCACAGACAAGAAGAAGAAGCCAAGCGCAAGAAGAAUUUCAAGCAAGGUUACAGAGGGGCUGCCGCCAUGAACCCUCUCAACCCUAUCGAUGACGACGAAGACUUUGAUGAGAGCGACGAGGGUGACUACGAGGAUAUCGGUGUAUCUUCCAAGGUACCAAAAUCUGGGCAAUCAGAUGUUGCACAAGUCGGCGAGACAUUGCGAAACACGAAAUUGAACUCAAAGACCGCAGUUCCGGCCAAGGGAUAUGGACAGCAUAGUCCUACGAUAACAGCAGCUGCAAAGCAACAGGUUAGAACUAAAAAUGGCCCUUUCGAACUCAACCUCGAUGGAGCAACUUUACUUGGACGUCGCCACAAACAGGUACCGCCAAGUAGUCUGAGGGAAUCAACGGUCGUGCAAUAG